AAAAUACAAGACACUUCAGACUUAUGCCUGCUCUCAAAAAUGGUUGACUUCAGAGUUGAACAACUUCUAAAGUAAGUUUGAGAGUCUUCUGUAUUAUAAAGUGCUCCUUCGUGCAGGCAGGAAGAUGUCGGCUUCGGUUGAAUUUAGCCAGUUGCCCCCCGGUUCUGGAAGCGGAAAAUACGAGGUGAACGCGAACAUCGUCCCGAACUUGUCAGCAGCGGGCGACUGCAGUACAGGCACGCCCGGGAAGUACCGCCCAUUGCGGCAGCAACCACUUUGCACAGUUGCUUCUGGCGAUUCUGUUCCCGUGCACCAACAAACUUCGGGUAACACCAACAAGGUAUUGUCUAUUGAUAUGAUAAACCCUAAUACAAGCAGUGACAAUGAACAAAACUUGGUAUUUGCAAAGACAGUGGAAACCAACUGCACGAGGGAUCUACCGGAUAGUGACAGUCAGAAUUUGAUGGGCCUACCACUGGACAAAAAUUCUAGUUCGGAAAAUGAAGUUAUUGUUAAUUUAAAUGUGUCGGCAAAUGGGGCUCACGACCGGUCAGAAAUUGGCAAUGUUGGUGAGCAACUCGAGGUAGUUAUAGAACCCCCUGAGAUUAUUAAAGAAAAGGAAAACUCGAUGAAUAACAACUCUUCUUCCCAACAAGUUGAAGACGGCCAUGACGCUGAGAAUGUAAAACAUAAGUUAAAGAAAAAGGGGAGCAUCUUGCAGGCAGUCCAGUUCCAUCUCCCUAAAUUUAGCAAGAAGAAGGGACACAUUUCUCCAAAGGAGAGCUCAACCUCGAGUGACCCGGAAGGGUCUCCGGAGAAGAAGUCUGGCAAGAAGAAGAAAAAGGACAAACGUAACAUUAAAAUUGCUGUGGUGGAGGUCGAGGAGAAUCAGGAUGAUGUCGUCCUCAGCGACACUGACGCCAAAUUGGAUGAAAGUAUGCCUGAGCUUGAACCUGCAGAAAGUUCCGGCUCAAGGGACAAAGCAGAUUGUGAAGCAGACGACAGCAAAGAAGUGUUUGCGAGCGAGAGAUAUGAUGAUGAAAACAUCACCAUGGUUACAGAUGAUGUCACUCAAACUUGUGUAGAUUAUUUUGACUCCGAAGUUGGACAGGGGUCGGAAGAUGCAAACGAGGAGGAGGUUGAAGAUGCAGAUCGAAGAGAUAAGGAGCUCUUGGCAACAUCCGUGGAUGAGGACAACAAGACACUUGAAGAUGAUGCAGUUGUCAUGGUUGUGGUAGAUGAUGCUGAUGUGGACAAUGACGAAAUAGAGAAACCUGAAAGUGCCCCUGCAGAUAACGAGCCAUCGUCAGUCCAAGAUUCUUCCUUUGCCUCAGGGGAGGAUUUCUACAAGCUUCCUGAGAGUAGUCUCAGCACCACCACAGAUAGCAGCGACGUCUCCCAGGAGCUCCCUGAAGACCCCUCUACAACUGCUGAGGGCAACAGCAGCAUCAGUGCAGAGAACAGCAGCGUGAUCACACAGUCAAGUGCCAGAUCCCCUGAGGAGAACAUGGAGAUGCCUUGUGAAGUUGACGACGGCACCCGUUGUGCCACUGUGACGGAAGAAACUGUUCAAGUACCCGAAAAUCCUACAAACGACAGCAACACUUCCUCCUUUGAAAAAAAUGAAAACUACCUACAAGAUUCAGACCAGCAUGUAGAAACUGCUGUCCUGUCCAGUUCCAUUCAGUCCAGCUUUGACACUGACAGCCCAAGUGUUGCUGAUACACCUGAGCAAUCCCCGAAGAAGAAACACAAGAGAAAGUUGCCUCUUUUAAACGUUAGCUUGCCUUCCUUUGGUAAAAAACAUCAUCAUCGGUCAGCAAAGUCCCCAGAUCAGUCCUCGGACUCUGACAGGUCUGGCUCACCGAGUAAGAAGUACCCCUGGAGAAAGAGGAGUCCCAAGAAAGCUAACAGUAGUACUGGAGACCCAACACCAAAAGGUGUUGAUGUGUUGUCAGAUGAAGACAAUCCACAAGAGGUUGUGGAUGCUGAAACAGAUCUCGUGACUACGGAGGAAGAAGGCAAGUCGGACUUAACUGCAACCAAUGAAGAUGUUGAGGAUAGAGUUUCCUUCCCUGAAACUAGUGAUCAGAUUGAAGCAUUUGGAUGUGAUGAGCGUAGAGAUGUCCCUGACGAAGCCUCAAUCGAAAGACAGGAAGAUGUGCAUCUGGAGGAGAAAGCAUUCUUUGGUAAGGAGGAGGAUGAGAGUGAAGACUUUGCUGGUACUAUAGAAGAACAGAUUGAAGGAGCAACUUCCUCUAUAAAUGAUAGUAUGGAUAACCAAGAAGAUGAAUUGAGUGAUGGAGAAAUACCAUCAGAGGCCAUGAUGGAUGCUGAUGAGUAUCAUCCUGAGGACGGAGACAGCAUCUUCACCCCGGAAGAUGAGGUCAUUGAAGAAGAAGAUGAUGACUGUCUUGAUGAUGAUGAUGCUGAUGCCCAAGGUGCUGAGGAAACAAGUGAGAUCCCUCUAGAUGUCAAAGCUCAAGGAAUUCUCCAAAUGUCCAUCAGCCUGGAGGUCCAUGCCUCUCCCACUCACAUCUCUUCACCAGCUGAAGACUUCAUCUUGACCGACGAGUCCAUGGAUGUUGAAAAUGAUGUUGAGGAGGAGGCACCUCAAGAGGAUGAGUUGACAGCCGCUGAGAAGAUUCUUCAGGAAUGCAACCAGAUUGUAGCAGAUGAUUCAAUUGGGGAUGUCCAGUUCACUCCUGAGAUGCUGAGUGAGUUCACAAAGACCAUUGAUGCCUUUGAAGAGGAGGAGGAGGAGGAAAGGAAAGAAGGGGUGGAAGUGAAGAAAGAAGAAGAGGAAAUAAAAGGUGAGGUGGAGGAAAAGAUUGAAGAGGAGGAGGAACAGAGUGAAGAGGCGGAGGAAAAGAUGGAAGAAGAACAGAGAGAUGAGGAUGAGAGACUUCAAGAAACAAAUGGAGGUAAAAAGAAUAUUAUUGGAGAGGUUUUAAUUGAGGACAACCAAGAAGGCGAAGUUGAGGGUGAAACAAGCUCUGAUAAGCUGUCUAUUGAGUGUGCUCAUUUUGAUGUUGGGUGCCAGUUGACCUGGGAAGAUGGAGAUAGUGAGAAUGAGUUGGAGCCUGGUGAGGUGGAUGGAAAAAUGGAGAGCUCGUUUCAGUGGAGUCGGGAGGAGGCUCCUAAAGAUUCAGAUAAGAAGAGUGUUUCAUCGUCUGCAUCUUCCUCAGGGUGUGUCGGAGAAGACAUGUCACUUAAGGAUGGAAACUUUCAGAUUCAAGGUGUUGCAAUUGAUCUUGUAAAUGCAACUCCACAAAAAGACCAGCUCAACGUUGAGAUGUCGGCAAAAUCAAGUGAGGUUGCUGAUUCUCUGCAGGUGGAGGAAGUGUCUAACCAGUUAGCAGUCAGCAGUGACAUAUCCCCUGAAGUCCUUGUUGAGGUAUCACCCUCAAGUGAUUCUCCGGGUAAGCCAAAUGGUCCAGAAUCCUCAGUUGAUCCUGAUCAUGUUAUUGUUGAAGGUGUUCAAGAGACGGGAAUUGGAGAGUCCCCCAAGGUCACACAGGAAGUCAAGCAGAAGUCAAAGACUAAAGGCUUCUUCUCAGGGUUCAAUUUUCGCAUUCCAAAAUUCGGCGGAAGGCGCACGGGCAAGAUGAAGGUAUCAUCCAAAAGUGAUUGCCCUGAUGUUGGGACACAGGGUAAGAUUAGUUUUAAAUCUCAAGCUGAACAUGAGACAGAAGACACCGUACCAGAAGUUCUCGGCUUGUCAAAAUCUUCUUCAGAGUUGGUCAUCAACAGGUGUGGAUCUAGUGAGGAUGGAAAUAGUUAUGUCUUGGAGGCUAGGGCUCCCUCAGUACCAGACAUUUCCAGUAAAGAUGCAGAAUUCAGGAAAGCUAAGAAGAAGUCCUUCACACUCCCAAAUAUGCAUCUUCAUUUGCCGAGGUUUGGUGGAAAGAAGUCUCCAAAGUCAAAAUCAGAUACCAAAAUAACCAUGCCCAGUGAAGGAGAGACGAGCAUCGCAAUUCCUGAGAUACAGAGCAGCCCAGAUGCAGAGGUUAAUAAUGUCAUUAAAGUGGAUGUUGCUGUAGAGAAUCCCAUCACAGCUGAAGCUGCAGUAGAAGCAGACUUAAGUGUAAACACUUCAACAUCUAAAAGUUAUAAGAGUCUUAAAUUGGUGAGCAAUUUAACUGUGAAAGGAGAUGCUGCAGAAGUUGGUGCAGAUUUUAAUGGAGAGAACUUUCAGGCAGAUGGUGUCUAUGUUGCAGUGCCUGUUCUUAUAGAAAAUAGCUCAGAUGAAGGUGAUGCCUAUGCAGGUAGCAUUGACUUUGUUAAUGGAGAUGAAUCUCCACCUGAUGCGGCAGGUGAAUUCCAAGCUGAAUUAGAUGCAGAAAUAGAUGUCAAUACAAAGGUUGAUGCAGUUGAUGUGGGUCUUCCAUCUUUGAGUAAUGUCCUUCCAGAAUUUGAGGUAAAAACAGAGGUUGAUACUUCAGACACAUCUGACAACUGUGAGGUUGGUGUUCAAGUUAAGACAGAAGUUUCUGAACUAGCUGAUCACCAGAUCAUUUCAGGAUAUCCAUCACAAGAUUUUGAAGCAUCUCAAGGAGAUAUUAAUGAGUCAAAAGAUCAACUAGACAAUUCUGGUGAAGUCGCUAUUGAAGCAGUAUCGGGUUCUUCAGGUAGUGUAGACGAUACUUUUGUGGACAAGUUUUGUGACAUCACAACAGAUGGGGAUACUAAAGCUGUGGAUGUGAUUAUUUCAAGUGGGCUUUCAUUGUCAGCUGGAAGUGAAGCUUUGGAAAAUGAAAUCAAGGGUGACAAAUUGUCCGAAGGAGUAGAGGAAACAGCUAAACUCGAGAUGAGUGAGCAAGUUUCAGAAGCUGAACCUCUGAACUCACCAACCAAGCACAGAUUCAAGCUGCCAUCCUUUAAUUUCUCAUUUCCCAAGUUUGGUGGUAAACACUCCCCGACAAAGAAAUCUUCCUCCCACGAUUCCAAGGUACUGCCCAGUGCAGUUGUUGAUGAUGUGGAAGUGAUUGUAGAUGGGUGUGAAGAAGAUGUGAAGACAGUCUCAGUCAGUACAGAUUUGGUAAUGAAGGGCCCUGAGGAACCAGAGUUUAUGUCAGUAGAAUGUGAAGAUGCAGUUAAAGUGACAAUUCCUGAGCCUGUUAUUGAAGAGACAUUGCAAGCCUGUUUUGUAAAACCUGAGGUAGACAUGAGUGAAGAACUUCGAUUGAAGUUUGGUUGUCUUGAAAGCGGAGACAAAAAUGAUGACGUGAAAGUGAAACUAGACUUUGAUACUGAAGAUGCUUCACAAGAACUAAAUAAAGGUGACUCAGAAUUAAGUCUGGAUGGAUGUGAGCAUAGUGAUAACACAUUCGUCUCUGAUAAUGAUGGGGUCUAUUUCCCAGAUGUGUCAUUCGGGUCUACUGAAGAUGUCGCCCCACAAAGAUAUGAUGUAGAGACUAAUGGCAGUCUUCCAAGCUUGGAUGAACCCAUGGACCUCAACUGGGAAGAUGAGUUGUGUUCUAGGGUGCAGGUGACCGCGCCCAAGUUCACACUAUCGGAUCUCAGGGGUGGCCUGUCUCUUGGUGUGGCCUUGAGUGAAGAUGAAUCUGUUCACAGUGACAAUGAGGAGAUGAUAAAUCAGGAUGUGGUUGACAUGGAUGAAAAAGAGGAGGUACAAGUAACUGCUGAUGUUUUGUCACCCGAGAUACCAGAGAUGAGUGUCGACCAUCCUCAGUUAAAUGUCCUAGAAGAUUCUUCCUCACUCUCAGCCUCAGCCUCAGCUCCCGAACUUAGCCUUACUGUGAGUGCAGCUGUCUCAGAACGAAAGGGGAGCACAUCUUCUCAUUCCUCCACUAAAUCUGCAUCUUCCCACAGCUCUCAGACCAACCCUGGCAAACUCCAGAAGAAAAAGAGUGGCAUCAUGGCAUCUUUGGGGCUAACCAAGCUCCAUCUGAAACUUUCUCCUCGCUCCAAAUCCCCCGAUAGACGAGCCACAAAUGAGAAGCUUCCAGAGGAUCAAGGAAACAAUUUACCGAUAGAACCAGAAGCAGGAUCACCAAAGACGCCAGAUGAGGAGGGACAGAAAAAGGGACGAUGGAAGCUUGGGAAAUCAUCAUCCAAGGCAAAGAACAAGAAGGGAUCCAGAAGCAAAUCAAAGGAAUGUCAUGAGGAAGGAGGUGCUGAUGCUUGUCUAAAUGGGAGAGUUGGAGUAGACAACACCAUUCAAGCAAGUGUGGAUCUUGAUCAUCGACCUGGUACUUCAUCUGGCCCAGCAACCAGCACCCCAUUGAAGUUACCCCUCUCCCAUAACAACAGCGCCCAGUCUCCGCAGACCUCCUUCAACAACAGCCUGAGCAUUGAGCAAGGAAUUGCCAUCCACAGCUCCCCAGCCACGCCUGUGUCCACCCAACCGCCCUCCCGCCGGCCCUUCUGGGUUGUCGUGGCCAUCGACUUUGGCACAACCUUCAGCGGUUAUGCCUACAGCUUUACGCGCGACCCCGACGACAUCCAGAUCAUGCGCAAGUGGGAAGGGGGCGACCCUGGUGUGACGAACAUGAAGACACCAACGACGCUGUUGCUGACCCCUGACGGGGAGUUUCACUCGUUCGGUUUUACAGCCAGGGAUUUCUAUCAUGAUAUGGACCACAACGAAGCACUGAGAUGGAUGUAUUUUGACAAGUUCAAGUUGGCGCUGCACAAUGAUCCGAAUCUAAAUCUGGAUACGGAGCUGACAGCUGCCAAUGGUAAGAAGAUUCCAGCCAUCAAGGUGUUUGAGAACGCUCUGCGGUUCUUCAGGGAGCACGCCAUGGAGGAACUGUGCGACCAAUCCAACGAUGGCAAGUUUGACCCCGGAGACAUUCGCUGGGUGUUGACUGUACCUGCCAUCUGGAAACAACCGGCCAAGCAGUUUAUGAGACGAGCUGCGUACAGGGCUGGUAUAGCAUCUUCCUCCUGCCCAGAGCAGCUCCUCAUUGCCCUUGAGCCCGAGGCGGCAUCCAUCUGCAUCCGUAAGCUCAGGAUGAGAGAAUUGGUCCCAGAGAGACUCUCACAGCGCCAGAAGUGGUCGGUGGAUAAGCCGGAAAAAUACAACAGCCAAGUGUCUGAAAACAUUCGCCAUGGUACCCGGUACAUGGUGGUUGACUGUGGAGGAGGGACGGUAGAUAUCACGGUUCAUGAAGUGGAGGAAGAGAUGGGAACACUCAAGGAGCUGCACAAGGCUGCAGGAGGAAUGUACGGCUCUGUCAGCGUCGAUAGAGAAUUUGAAAAACUCUUGGUGGGAAUCUUCACCAAAGACUUCAUUGAGGAGUUUAAGAUUAAGCGGCCAGCUGGCUGGGUGGAUCUGAUGAUAGCUUUUGAGUCCCGUAAGCGCAAUGCCAACCCCUACAAGCACAACCCUCUCAAUGUGUCUUUGCCAUUCUCCUUCAUUGACUACUACAAGAAGUACACUAGGGAAAAAGCGUCUGCCGAAGAUGCCAUUUGGAAGUACAACAGCAGGGACGUCACAUGGUCUGCUCAAGUUCCAGGUAUGUUGCGUUUAAGUCCAGAGGGUAUGCAGCAGCUAUUUAGACCAGCCGUGGCAAAUAUCAUCUCUCUGGUUGAAGGAUUACUCAAUGAACCACAACUACAGGGGGUGUCUUACCUAUUUUUAGCCGGGGGUUUUGCUCAAUCCUCACUGCUGCAGAACAGAAUGAGGAAGAAGUUUGCAAGUCGUUUAAGAGUGAUCAUCCCCCGGGAUGUUGGGCUGACCAUUCUCAAAGGUGCCGUCAUGUUCGGGCUGGACCCCACCGCAGUGCGUGUCCGCCGCUCGCGUCUGACCUAUGGCGUCGGGGUGCUGAACAAAUUUGACUCCACAAAACACCCCAAGGAGAAGCACGUCGUGAAGGACAGCACGGAGUGGUGUAGAGACAUUUUUGAUACCUUCGUACAGGCCGAUCAAUCCAUCGCGGUCGGGGAUAAAGCCACGAGGAGCUACACCCCGGCAAAGCAAGACCAAACGGCUAUCAUCAUCAAUAUUUACUGCACGGAGAAGGAGAACGUACAAUUCAUCACAGACGAAGGGGUCCAGAAAUGCGGCACGAUGCACAUUGACGUGUCUGAUUCGCAGAGCGUUGUGACUGCUGGGGGGAAACGGAGGGAGCUCCAACUGACCAUGCAGUUUGGCGACACAGAAAUCAAAGUAAGCGCCCUCGAUGUUCCGACGGGAAGAUGUGUCAAGGCAAAUUUUGAUUUCCUUAGCAAGUAACGUAGCUACAAAUCACAAGAUUUUAAAUCACGCAGCAGCCAUUUUGGUCGGGUAUCCUGUGCACAAGUAUCAAUCACAAUGGGGAUUAUGCAUUUGUAUAGAAGGACCAUACUAUUUUGCUUGCCGUCUGGGUUUAAUCACAUGCAAAUAUGAGGUAAAACAAAAUGGUAUGGGACUAUAGGAGAAUCCAAGGACUGCAUAACUUAGGAUUAUGUUUUAAAAGUUAAUUGCCAAACAAAAAAUUCAAAGCAGAACCGUUGCCAGUAUUAUACAUCAUAGGGCCUUUGGGCUGAUAGAUAUUUUCAUCCACUGAGCGUAUUCAUUCUCUCGGCUAAGUGUAAUAGUCGGUCAGGUUGGCGAAGUAGUAUCUUUUCUCGUCUCCACCUUUAGGACCCCGGUUCAAGGUAGAUUGGAUGCAAGUCUUCUAGGGUUACUUUAUGAGUCUUUGGAUGACCAAGUGGUACUUGUAAAGUCAUUCCCUUUCUGGCAAAAGGAAAAUUAUGUAUGAUGUAAAAUAGUUAAUCUUAGUUACUUUUUAGACCCCAAAAGUAUUUAAUUUCCAUGCAAAAUGAUAUAAAAUA
Molecule: messenger RNA, 8784 nt
Organism: Asterias rubens (European starfish)
Lineage: Eukaryota; Metazoa; Echinodermata; Asteroidea; Forcipulatida; Asteriidae
Exons: 10
Coding region: 125-8203 (2692 amino acids)
Source: RefSeq, a predicted model, not a curated record